AGAUAUAGCUAAGGUUAACCAACGCCAUUGAUUUCAGAACCGGAAGUCACAAACGGGCUCCUGUAGACACUUCCACUCUGAAGAAAAAACGCUUCUCCUCCAUCCUGGUAUUUGACUUCAUCCUGGUCACUGCGAAGUCCCCGUACCCAAAACAGGAAACUGAGUAUGAACACAGGAGAUGUCCCAGCCACUGUGCUCCUUGAAUCCGUCAAUUCUGUCACAUUCACUCAAGACACUGAUGGAAACAUAAUCCUUCACUGUCCUCAAAAUGAUGAGGACUCGGGUCAAGAUGAAACCACCGAACCGGUUCACAAACGACUGCGAUUGUCCAGCGACAAUGUUGAAGGCGCUCAUGAUUCUACCUCAGCAGAGUACUCUGUUGUCACUUUGCCUAUUACCCAAGGCGAUGAAAGUUUUGAGGUGACAAUGACUGCGACAGAGAUGAGAGAAAGAGAGCUGGAAUCAGAUGAUUUGCCUCAAAUACAGGAUAAAGAUUCUUCUGCCCUUAAGAAAUCUGAAGAUGUGUCUGCCGUCAGUCAAGCCUGGUUCACUACGAAAGAAGAUAAAGACACAUUGGUUAACAAGGGUCACAAAUGGAAACAGGGUAUGUGGUCAAAAGAGGAGAUUGAUAUCCUGAUGAGUAACAUAGAUCAAUACUUAAAGAACCGGGGGAUACAGGACCCUGCGGAGAUCAUCUUUGAGAUGCCAAAAGAAGAGAGAAAAGAUUUUUAUCGCAGUAUAGCGUGGGGUUUGAACAGACCACUGUUCGCAGUAUACAGACGGGUACUUCGGAUGUACGAUAACCGAAACCACGUAGGCAAAUAUACGGAUGAAGAGAUCAAUAGACUAAAAGAGCUGAGAGAGAGACACGGGAACGACUGGGCCACCAUAGGGGCGGCACUCGGUCGCAGUGCAUCCUCCGUGAAGGACCGAUGUCGACUCAUGAAGGACACGUGCAACACUGGAAAAUGGACAGAAGAAGAGGAGAGAAAAUUGGCAGAGGUGGUCCAUGAGUUGACUGGCACAGAGGCGGGCGAUGCCGUUACUCAAGGCGUCUCCUGGGCGACAGUGGCAGAAAUAGUUGGCAGUCGCUCCGAGAAACAGUGCCGUUCCAAGUGGCUCAACUACCUAAACUGGAAACAGAGCGGGGGAACAGAAUGGACGAAAGAAGAUGAUAUCAACCUUGUUCGCAGAAUAGCAGAGCUGGAGAUGGAUGAUGAGAACGACAUUAACUGGGAUACUCUGGCUGGUGGGUGGAGCAGUGUGCGCUCACCUCAGUGGCUGCGGAGCAAAUGGUGGACCAUCAAAAGACAAGUAACCAAUCACAAGGAGCUUCCAUUUCCUGUCUUGUUAAAAGCACUGCAGGAUGUUGCUGAAGCACCACCGUCUACGAAGGUCGUGGUGGUCGGUUCUCCGUCGGCUAAUGCGUCACCCAGCCCGGUUACUGCGCUUCAGAUUCCGGUUCAGAUUCCAGUGCAGAUCACGCAUGUCUCUUCCUCAGAUGGUGUGAGUAGUACUUCAGACAGUGAAACAAUCACAUUGAAUUCUGGAGCUUUACAAACGUUUGAAUUAUUGCCUUCAUUUCACCUGCAGCCCACUGGCACCCCUGGAACUUAUUUCCUCCAAACAGGAACCAAUCAGAGCCUCCCACUCACACUUUCAGCCAAUCCCACGGUCACUCUUACAGCUGCAACCUCACCAUCUUCGCCGGAUCAGAUUAUUUUACACAGCCUCACAGGUGACACUGAAAAUGUGACGGUUCAGAUGUCUCAUCCGGGCAUCAUCAUCCAGACGGUGAGCCCAGAAGACCUCUCUGAGUUGGAAGGAGAACAGGAGAUUGUAAAGGAUCAACAGUCACCUGAAGACCAAAACAUUGAAGAAGAGGAAAAUAGAGAAGAAAGUUUAAAGGAUGUACAGGAAGAAGAAAAGACAAACUCCGGUAAAGUAGAGGAAUCGGAGAGUCCUGGGAUAGGUGUCGGUACCGUGCUUAUGGUUUCGUCUCCAGGCAGCUUCAUUCCUACAAAUGAAGAUAUUGGCACAGAUUCUGUCCUGCCCCUUGGAACACUGACAGAUCCCAUUUUGGAGAACCAGGAAGAGGGAUCAGACUGAAGAUUCACUCCUAGCGUCUAACAUCAAUUAUUUAUUUAGACCCUACCCAGACUUUUGAAGGACAAAUCAAACACUGAAUACUCUACACAGAGGUUACUCAUAGAUUUAUAAUACACGUGUUGAGUAAAGUGUUGUUACCUGGUUCCAUUAAAGUGGUGGGUUUGAAUUGAGGGGCAAAUGACAUUUUGUGGGUUGAAAUGCAGCAUGCAGGAUCAUGACUAUGAAACAUGCUUGCAUCAAAACAGUAUUUAUUAAACAUUCGUUUUUUUGAGCCUCAUCCGUGUUUGUACAGAAACAAGUACCACUUGCUUGAAUAAGAAUUUUAAAAAUAUGAUAUACCUUUGUUGUUACAAUGUAUUACGUGUGUGUAUUUCUUGAUUUGACUAGUUUUUAUAGCCUACUAACCAUUAACUAUGUAAAGCUGCACUGUUAUAAUAGUGUAGUCUGCUUCAUUCCAAAUGACCAUUAGACUAGAUGGCCAUCAAAGGAUUUAAAUAUUUACUUAACCUGUAUGUUAGUGCCUCUGUGUUUAUUUAUUUAUUGAAUAAACAAAACAUUGUCACCA
Molecule: messenger RNA, 2674 nt
Organism: Misgurnus anguillicaudatus (oriental weatherfish)
Lineage: Eukaryota; Metazoa; Chordata; Actinopteri; Cypriniformes; Cobitidae
Source: RefSeq, a predicted model, not a curated record